Molecule: messenger RNA, 996 nt
Organism: Hemisphaericaspora subhashii
Lineage: Eukaryota; Fungi; Ascomycota; Pichiomycetes; Serinales; Debaryomycetaceae
Exons: 1
Coding region: 1-996 (331 amino acids)
Source: RefSeq, a predicted model, not a curated record
AUGCAACCCACAUCUCAUCAGAAACAAGUCAAAGAUCCACAAGAGCCACAACAGAACCAUAUUCCACCUCCGAUCCCACCACCACCGUAUUUGCUAAAACCAGUUAACCACAUAUCCGCCAACAACGAUUUCAAAAAGCCGCAGCCGAUUGCCAAUGCCUACAAUUCUCAAGAGUAUCCAAUUCCGUAUCCUAACAAGCGUCCCCCACCACCUUCGUUGCUAGUUCAGUCGCGCCCAACUCAUCCGCUGAACCCACAAGCGCCAUCAGGUCCAGUCGCCACCUCCACACCAAAUGCAACACAUCAGCAACCUAUACCUGGCUAUUAUUUAUAUUCUCCUCCUCCUGAUGUCCUGCCACCUGAUGGAUAUUUAUAUCUGAGUAGAUUGGGUAAUAUUGGUGCAAAUGAUGCCUCCAAUGCCAAUAUGAGAGAAUUGCCAUAUCCCAAUUAUUACACUGGUACUACAAGUACCAUGAUGGUCAACUAUAGUCAUAGAAGGAGUUCAGGGAAUAUGUUAGGAAAUGAAGCACAGCAACUUAUUGCAGGUUUAGGAAGUAUAGGUGGAGGGAAUACUGCUGAUUUCUUUAAUGAAUUAAAUCCAAGAAAAGCUCCAAAUAUGAACUUUAAAGAGAAGAUAAAUAAAUGGCUAGCUACUAUUCCUCCACAAAGGUAUAGCAACGAUAUACAUGACCAGACCAUGAAUGAACAUGCUAUACAUAUGCACCAUCCCUACGACGUGUAUGCCGAGGGAUAUCCAGAUGCCACCUACCACUCCACAUCUCCUAGUUUAUCAGAUUCUGAAAUUGAUUUGACUGACGCUGAUGAUAUUGUUGAAUUUCAAGCUAGAAAGAUUACUCGGUAUGUCACUAGACUUUAUGCAUUUGAACCAAUCUCGACACUUGAAGAAGAAGAUGUAGAUGAGGCUGCUUAUGGAAUUGAGGAAGGUGGUUAUGAAGAUGAAAGUUAUCAAGUUAUGCUACACCCGAACUAUACCUAA